UCACUUCAAUUGCUGUAGUCUUAGUAAAAUUUGCAUAAAGUGAACGAAAUACUUGAUUUAGAGUUACGAAAGACCAUAAAAAUUUAUUAAAUAGCAAUCACCACUGACUACAUGGCGUAUACGUAACCUGUACACAAGAAAUGUAAUAUCACAGUGAAAAUAAUACUCCAGGCAGAAACAUAAACAGCUACCGAAUGUAAAAGCACUUUACAAAGACAGACGAAAGCAAAACCUUUAAGACAGCGGUAGAAAAUAUAGCAGGCGAGAACGCAGAAGGCUGUCUAUGGCUGCUUAGCCGGUUAGCUGCUUCAGCCAAAAGUGUGAGGCUUUAAUACACAAUAAACAGCUAUUGUUCGGCACACUAAAGACGCCUACAACUCACGCAAAUUCACAGGACUACAAUAAGAGGCGUAAUAAGAACAAGAAUACCACAACACUAGCCGCACCAGCAAAAGGUGUUAAACGGGAUCGAGUUUCUUUGUUGCCCAACACCAACAGCAAGUGAUAACAACUACAACAAUAAUAACAAUAAAAAAGCAAAUCAACAAGCAGAACAGAACAUGAAAAUGAAAGCCAAACAUAAAACGUGUGUUGUGGCAGCCGCGGCAGCCGCGACUGGUGUUGGCGUCGGUGCGGGCGAGAAGAUGAAGUCGGUAAUAUUAUAUCCAUAUGGGCCACUAACGGGGACAGGAUGUUGUCGCAUGCUACAUGCGAAAAAUUUGGCGUUAACAAGUGCGAUUUACACAAUUAAUAUGUCGCUUUUAAUUGUUUUGAUAUACUCUUGGCGUAUAAACGUGAAUAUGCGAAAGGCGGAGGCUUUAGAGGAUGUUUAUUAUGGUGUUCAAAUUGCAUAUUUCGCCAUUAUCGGCACACAAAUGUCCAUGAUAGUGCUGAGCGUUAUGCUGAUAUUCGGAAUUUAUAAGGAGAACCCGGGACUCAUAGUGCCAUGGAUAAUUGGUUACAUCACUUUUAUGGCAUUGGAGGCGGUGGCCAUGGUCUACUCCAAUGUCUUGCGAGAUCAUGUCAAUAAGCAAUUCGAUGCAGUGUGCAAAGCGGAAGUGGCCUUCUUCAUAGCGCGUGCAGUCAUUAACGUGCUCGCCAUGUGGGGCGUUAUGCGCUUCUACAAUUUGGUGCGUGCAGGCAUCACAUGGAAAGGUCCCGAGGCAAAAACCGCAUCGUCAACGACGGCGGCGACGACGACGACGUCGAUGCCAUAUCAUCACUGCAAUGGCAGCGGCAGUAAACAACGCCGAUUCAAUUAUAUACCCGACGUGGAGCGCAAGCCGACCGGUUGUUGUUUCUUUGAUUUUGACGAUUAUGAUGACGACGAUGACGACGAGGAUUUGGAAUGUGGCGAGUAUGGUGAUGACGAUUAUGAUUACGAUGAUUACUACUACGACGACGAUGACGAAGAUAGCUCCGAUUGUACGAUGCUUGGCGCGCCAAUGCAGCAUAAACGUCCAUGUAAUCGCACACAUCGCUCUAGGCACCUGCACGCACGUACGUACUCUUCACGCAUGCGCGACAACAACAUACGCACAGUGCUGAUUAACAAACGGCAUCACAAGUACAAAAUCGCUCAACCGCAGACACGGCUCGAGGUGAUCAACGAGUCGGAGCGCAGCGCGGGCAGUGGCAGUGAUGAAAAUGAUUCGCUAUUGGUCGCAUAUGAUAGCACAUCGUCGUUAGCAUCGGUUUGACAUUGGCCGGUGUGCGGUUGUAGUUGCUUUGGAAAUGCGCGAAAGAGCGGUGACGGCAGCAGCGGCGCCAGA
This is a messenger RNA of Anastrepha ludens (Mexican fruit fly), 1772 nucleotides long. RefSeq lists its product as uncharacterized. NCBI's taxonomy places the organism in Eukaryota, Metazoa, Arthropoda, Insecta, Diptera, Tephritidae. The transcript has 7 exons. The coding region runs from base 561 to 1700 and encodes 379 amino acids. The record is from RefSeq and is a predicted model, not a curated record.